Trichogramma pretiosum is the source of this 856-nucleotide messenger RNA. Its product is annotated as lipopolysaccharide-induced tumor necrosis factor-alpha factor homolog. NCBI's taxonomy places the organism in Eukaryota, Metazoa, Arthropoda, Insecta, Hymenoptera, Trichogrammatidae. The transcript has 3 exons. Gene Ontology annotation, molecular function: zinc ion binding. The record is from RefSeq and is a predicted model, not a curated record. The coding region runs from base 312 to 647 and encodes 111 amino acids.
ACCAGCUUGUAAUUUGUUUGUAUAAUUUCAUCGGAACGUGAAAGUCUGUAAUACCGAUUGUUCGUUUAUACAUCUUUAUAUCUACAAGACGCCAGGCCAAAUCAUUCCUGAUCGAGGCACGAGCAUAUCCGUAAUAAUAUACACACAAAUCUCGAAGUUCUUGUGUUUUUAGUCGAAAAAUCGUCUCUACGAAGUCCGCCAUCGCCGCUGUCACAAUCGUCGUCGUCGUUGUCGUCGUCUCCGGUACACGAAGAAAUUUAGCAUUGCAAUUGCGUUGCUACCCCCUUGAAAGUGUCGUGUAUCAAGCAGCGAUGGCGGAUAGCCGCAGCAAACCAGCAGCAGCAUCAGCAGCAGUUCAGGAGGCGGAGGAGUUCGGCGAGAAGCCCGUGUCGAUGAAGUGCCCGCUCUGUCACGAGAACAUCGUAACGCAGGUCGAUAAGGUGGCGACUUGCAAGUACGCGCUGCUGGCCACACUCUCUUGUCUCCUUUGCGUUUGGGUAUGCUGCCUGCAGAAUCUGCUGCUCUGCCGCGGCAUGAUGGUGAACGAGCACACCUGCCCCAUGUGCAAGGAGGUCAUAGCCGUGGUGCCGGCCGAGCCCGUGCCGAUGCGCGAAGUCUGCGACGACGUGCUAGUGGAUUGUUUCUAGGUUGUCGAUAAGCAGCAUCCCCAAACAAACGAAGUGAGUGCAACAAUCAAUGCUCUUAUGACGAAUACACUCUUCAAAGAUUUGCAUUUUAUUCAGAUAAAAGUUAUUAUGAAAAAGUUCGAUUCUUGGAAAAUGUUUUUUUUUCACAAUUUAUUAAAAACAAAUUACUGAAUCAACAACAGUUUAUUUGGAUCAAUUAAUCAUUUUUU